AUGAAGCAAGGGCACCGCGACAGGUGGCUGCAGCCGCUCAACGACACCUUGUGCUCGCAUGCCGAGGAGGAGCGUCUGGUGGGGCCGGCUCUGUUGCUGUGCGCGCUGGCUGGCGCGGCCGUGGCGCAGGUGACGGACCGUCCCACCACCACCACCACCCCGGUGCCGAUCCUGAAGCAGGUCAACCGCGUCAACGACGACGGCUCCUACACGUACGGCUUCGAGGCGGCUGACGGCUCGUUCAAGCUCGAGACGCGCGACGUGAACGGCGAGGUGACGGGCAAGUACGGCUACGUCGACGCCAACGGCCAGCAGCAGGUGUUCGAGUACAACGCGAACAAAGGCUGCCGGCUUCAGCCCGAGCUCGAGCCUGAUCCCGCAGCCCGCCACCGGGCCUGCCUCAGGCCUCUACCAGCCAGGUGGCGCCCGGCACCUUCGUCGGCGACAUUGACGUCGCGCUCGACGGCUACAGCGAGGACCUGGACGAGGACGGCUUCGUUGACCCGAUCCCGACCGGGCUGCAGCGGGCGCUUCUUCCGACCCGUCCAGGGCUUCGACGCGCGCGGAGUGGUCAACGGCUUCCAGCCAGUGCCGCUUAACGGCUAG
Molecule: messenger RNA, 606 nt
Organism: Pollicipes pollicipes
Lineage: Eukaryota; Metazoa; Arthropoda; Thecostraca; Pollicipedomorpha; Pollicipedidae
Exons: 3
Coding region: 1-606 (201 amino acids)
Cellular component (GO): chitin-based extracellular matrix
Molecular function (GO): structural constituent of chitin-based larval cuticle
Source: RefSeq, a predicted model, not a curated record